Peromyscus leucopus (white-footed mouse) is the source of this 1020-nucleotide messenger RNA. RefSeq names its product saoe class I histocompatibility antigen, A alpha chain-like. The coding region runs from base 1 to 1020 and encodes 339 amino acids. Gene Ontology annotation, biological process: immune response; antigen processing and presentation of endogenous peptide antigen via MHC class Ib; positive regulation of T cell mediated cytotoxicity. The record is from RefSeq and is a predicted model, not a curated record. Gene Ontology annotation, molecular function: peptide antigen binding; signaling receptor binding. The transcript has 7 exons. Gene Ontology annotation, cellular component: external side of plasma membrane. Lineage: Eukaryota; Metazoa; Chordata; Mammalia; Rodentia; Cricetidae.
AUGGCCUCUGGGCUGGACACAAAAGGAUAUUUUGACCAGAAUGAGGCAGACAAUGACCAGGAUGACAUUCAGAUUGGGAGAUUCAAUGGCAGAGAAGAGCCUCCAAGGCUGGAGCACUGUGCACCAUGGGUAUAUCAGCACAAGCCAGGGUACUGGGAGGAAGAGACAAUGGGGCACUCUGAAACUAAAGAAUUCUACAACCAUGCACUGAAGAAAAUGCUUCAGAUCUACAAUCUAAGUGAAGCUGUCUGCAAUGGCCAUGAUCACAUUGUACUGAAUGAGGACCGGGAUGCUUGGACUGCAGUUGGCAAGGGAGCUGAGACCCUGAGGCAAGAGUGGGAAAAGUCAGGUUUGGCAGAAUCUGUGAAGACUUUACCGGAGUGUAAAAGUGUGCAGCUUCUCCUGGCAAUGUUGCAGCAUGGGAGGGAAACUUUCCAAAGAAUAAAGUACCCCCAAAAACAUGUGACCCAUAAGAUCAGAGCUGACUGGAAUAUCACUCUAAGAUGCUGGGCCCUGGACUUCUACCCUGCUGAAAUCACCCUGACCUGGCAGAGGGAUGGGAGCAACCAGAAACAGGACAUGGAGAUGAUGGACACCAGGCCUGCAGGGGAUGGGACCUUCCAGAAGUGGGCAGCUGUGGUGGUGCCUUCUGGAGAGGAGCAGAGAUACACAUGUCAUGUGGAUCAUGAGGGCCUGCCUGAGCCCAUCACCCUGAGAUGGGAGCCUCCUCAGCCCUCUGUCCCCAUCAUGCCAAUUGUUACUGGCCUGGUUCUUGGAGCUGUGCUUAUGGGAGCCGUGGUGACUUUUCUGAUAUGGAAGAGGAGGACUAAAGGCAAGGAAAGGGCAGGGUCUGAGUUCAAGUCUCCCUGGGAAUAUCAAGUCCAGCUGAGAUACCUCAGCCCUAUUCCUUCAAUAAACACGUUUCACCAGAAUAUGGUCAAAAAGUCCCGGAUACUCUCAGGUCCUUUUCCAGUGUCUGUGCUGGUCUUUCGUCUUGGCAGUCAGCCUGUUCAGGCUUGA